GCCCCCUCCCCGCCGCCGGGGAUGGACUGCACAUUCCUCACACUCCGGAUCUCGGUAGAGCCGAAUCGCCGCGGCGGAACGAAGAGGAGCCGAGGACACGACGGAUUUGUGCGGCACAUGAAGAGUGUCAAGGGCACGUAAGGUCAAUGUUGGGUCGAGGCGUGAAGCGGAAGUGGAGUAGCCUGGAGGGUCCGGAGGCCGAGCAUCUCCCCGAUGUCGCAGCGCCAGAGGACAAGAGGCCGGACGCGGCUUUGGAGGACUCAGAGGAGCAGGUCAGAGAGGACCGAUGGUCCAGGACCGACGCUGGCCACCUGCAGCAGCGGCAGCUGGUGCUCAGCCUCUGCCUGGAGAAGCUGCAGCACUACCAGGCCGGCGUGGAGCUCAGCCUGCGGCGCUCCGUGCUCCUCAUCAACACGCUCAGGCAGAUCCAGGAAGAGAUGCGGAGCGACGGGACGGACGUGCGGCUCGGCGGCGUGAGCCCCGACGCGCGCCUCCUCAGGGACGACUUCAGGGAGGACGAGUCGGUCACGUGCCCCGGCUGCACUGAGGGAGACGCGGAAAGCCUGUCUCCCCCGCUGUCCCCUGAACCGACAAACACAGCACCCACGGACCUACAGAAACCCCCGCCCAACGUUGUCGGUCACACCAUUAGCGAUGCAGGAAGCGCCAUGGGCUACCUAAGUGACCUCGCCCUGGACGAUAUCUUCGAGGACAUCGACACGUCCAUGUACGAGACUUCGGAACUGCCGUCCGCCUGGGCGGCCGGCUCCCUGUGGCCGGUCAGCGUGUCCUUCUGGCCCGACGACGACGUGAAGCCGCGUUCCUCGGCGGGAAGCCUCCAGUCGUGUCUGCUGGACCUGAAUGAACUGGACCACAUCAUGGAGAUUCUGGUGAAGUCCUGAUCUCCAUAAUAACGUCUGGUGCAGCCGGUUGAUCUGGGCUGUGAAGGUUUUGGAUUUGGAUUCACACUCUGAACAUCUGCAGACAGGAAGCUGAAUGACACUCAUCCCUCGUUAACGAGGGACCACAUAUGCACUUAUUGCUCGUGCCUCAAAGUAGACAAAUAUUUAUUUCAACUUUAGUAUAAUUUGCAUAUGAAUUAUAAAUGCACUGAUCCACUUUUUUCACAACCGAUACUGAUAUCGAUACCGAUUUCUAAGGUUUAGAUCCGAUCCGAUGCAGAAAAACGACUGAAUUGACUUAAAAUAUACAUAUUUUUUUAAACACAUAAUGUGCUGAAUUACAAAUUUAUUUGCUAAAUCUGCGCCAGUGAAAUACACCAAUAGCUUCAUUAGCUUAGUCAAAUAUGGAAAAUAUUUGCUCAGUCAGCGUAAUUAGACGUGGGACAGCUGAUAAAAACAACAGGUUGACUAUUCUAGUCGAACAUGCAAAAAAAACUGCAGCAAACCUUCUUUGAAAUGGUUCAGAAAAAGCAAUUAGGAAUUCUAAAUAUUAUGUAAAAUAAAUAAUAAAGCAGCAAAUGUAGAAUUUGACUGAGUAGAUCUGCCUUUACUGAUGUAGAUUCUCUAGUAUGAACAUCUAUGUACAUAUAGGCUUUGGCUUAUAUGAGAGUCUCACAGUAUGUUAACGUUGAACAGAAAUACCAGUUUUAUGUGAUUGUGAAGCUCCUUUAUAAUUCCACAUGCUGAUUGUUCAAGUUUUACGUGACUGGAAUUAUUUUCGAAAAUCUGAAAAUGUUUUCUUUUUUCUUUUUCUUUUUUUAAGCGAUGGAAAAUGCCGUAGACUUUUUUUUCUUUAGCCAAAGUAGGGUGCUGUUCAGAAACAAGUGGGGUGGGGGUUCAAGGCUCUGCAGUACAGUUUUGACUGGAAACAUUGUAACAUUUUGGCCUUGGUGUCGGAAAAUGCUUACGGAGAGAUUUUUGAUUUGAGAUUAGCAGAUUCGCUGGUGGUACUAUCCGUGAAGUCAAACUUCUUGUAGCAAAGCUCCUGUUCCGCUUUUAGAAGCAGAACAGCAGUUCUUUACCUCGACAACAGAUUGUUUUAGCAGUGAGGCGCACCAAAGACUAUGCCAUAUUCGUGUUCCUUUACUCAGUCAAAGCGUAACCUUUCGGGGAGCUGCUGUGGAGAAGCUCUGUGUGUCAACCGACAGCUGUGGACGAAGGAAACCGAGCGGCCAUGAAAGCUGCGUCACUCAGUCUGUCAGAUCAGAUCUGGGUUGAUAAUUAAUUAAAGUCCCUUCAGUUACUCAAGAGGCUGCGCUUCAUCCAGCCAGGAGGGCAAAGGCCUGACUUUCCUGUUAGUUAUGGGACUGAACGCUUUCUUUUUAUGGAAUGCCAGAAGUGCCACAAUUACAAAAAAUUCUAAAUUAAUACUUAAUUUUUGUCUAUUUAUGUCAUGUUGAAAAUCAAAUUUAAAAUAGAAACAUCAUCUAAGUGAUUUUUUAAAAUACACAAUGAACUUGAAUAAUUAUAUUAAUACUUAUUUUUAAUUUAUUUAUGCUAACGCUUGCAGUGCAUCAAAUGCAUAAUUUAAUCUGUGACGGUAAUCAAAUAAACCUUUGAUCUGAUUGGUCAACCUGCACAUCAGCUAAACAUACCGAUGGUAGUAGAGUUCCUAAAUUGUUGUCGUGUAAAAUGACAAAAACGAAAACUAUGAAAACAAAUGUACUUUGGAAAUAUUUUAAAUUAUAUUUCACAAAUAAUAUAUUUGUGUCUGAAUUCAUCGCUCUUGUUAUUUAACAAUUUAUUUAUUAUUUUAGUUGUGGUACUUUUGGACUUCCAUAUACUGCACCAACUUGAGCCUUUUUGGGGGAAAAAGAAGAAGUUGCAGCUUCUUGUUGAGUAUUUUACUACAAUCAUGGGGUCAAAACAAAAUCCAGAUGUAAUUUUUAAAAAAUUUUUUUAUUUUUUUGCAGCAAAAAUAAUAAGAAUUGUUCUUUGGUAUGUAAAAGGUGAAAUAUUGGGUUUGUUGGGAUGGUUAAUCUAAUGUUAGUUUUUUUUUUAUUUAUGACUGAUAAACCGGCCUCAAACUGCAGUAGGUGUGCGAGUUUAUUGUGUGAGUGUAAGUUUAACUUAUAAUGUUAGUUUGUUUUGGUCUCUUGGUGCAAUGGCUGCUGUUGACACAAAUCUACCAGUUAUUGUUAUGGCAGCUUGUGUUUUGGGGAAAUCUGGCAUUACAUAUAAGCAGCAAAAAUCAUGAACUGUUUUAUUUUUUUAGAGAAAAAAAAUGUAAUCCCAACUGUGAUUGAAAAUAGGAAUCUUUGCCAUGUCCUUAAAUUGUAAAUGAGAACAUUUAAGCCUAUGUACUCUUAAGGCCUUGUGCUUUUUGUAUUCCAGUGGUGGGAGGGGGUUUUUAACAGUUUUGUACUUGUUUCUACCUAAAACUGCAAUCUUGUGUCCAGGAAAGGGGGAGAUGGGAACCCAGGGAGGGAAUCACAACCUCGAUAUUCACUGUUUGCGGUUUGCUGCUACUGCAUAUCAGCGCCUUUGCAAAUACAGGGGACAAAAAGUAGGAGUAGAUUUUCGAGAAAAAAAAACAACUCAGAAAUUCUGAGAUUACUCUCAGGAAUAUCCCAGUUUGACAUGUCGAAAAUUUCAGAAAAAAAGAUUUCUAAAAUUAAUUUAGAAAAAAAACCCCUAUAAACCUUCUUGAGUUUGAAAAACCAAAAAUGUCUGAGAAAAAAACUCAGAAAUUUGGGCUUAAUAUCAAUUUCUGCAAGGGCGUUUUCUUCGGAAAUUUAAUCCUUUUUUUCUCGGUCUAAAUUGGCCCUAAUACGCCGCCGUAGUUUGCUCUUCUACCUCGUGUUUGUUUCUGGUUUAUCUGGACUCCUGCUUUACCUGCGCUUCGCUCCCCAGAGCCAUCAGCCGUUUGGCACAGACGGGGUUUUUGUUUCGUUUUUUGCUUUAUUAUUUUUAUUUUUUGUAACUCAGCUCUGUGCUCUCCGACCAAAGUAACCUCCUCCCUCCUCGUCUUUUGUGGCAAAUGUGCCUUACUACUGAACCGAACAUGUUUAUUGGUGCGGAGCUUUUUCCUGUUGCCGUCUAAGCUUCUGCCUAGCGGUGGAGAAACCCGAGACCAUGUUACGUAAAGCACUCAAAAGCAGGGACUGUUUUAUUUUUUCCACCCUCAUUCUCCUUGGCCAUUUUCUGCGCUCGCUGAAUACUACGGGCAUAUGAGCUUAAUGUAUCCUGACAGCGAACUAGCUGACGGAGGAGGUGGUGCGGAGGGACAAAAACGGGAGGAGGAGGAGGAAGCAGUUUUUACGUCAGCGGCUCAUUGGGAGGUGGGUGGGGCUUGGAGGUUUUUUUUUUUGCCCAGUCUCAGACCAGCGACCAAUCACGAGGAGUUCCAACUUCUUCUUUUAUUAUUAUUUUUUGCUCCCGACGUUCAGUGUAAUACAACUCGAUUGUAGCUUAUGAGAAAUAAUAACAAUAAUAAUAAAUAAUUUUUAAAAAAAUCUGCUUUCUGUCUGCCUAAUCUGAACACAAUAAACCCCGAAGUUGUUCCAUCAUUUAUUAUAGCAUCAAAAUUCAUGAUGUCACAUUAAUCUGUAAAGAAAAAGCUGCGUUUUGAUGCUGAUCAUGGUGUAAAUGUCCACAGAAGGACGUGUCUUCGCUUAGUAAUAUGACAAUUCUUUUAUGUAUUUUUGUGGGAUGUUUUAUAUAUAUAUAUAUAUUUACCCCCUCCAGUAAUACAAUAAA
Poeciliopsis prolifica (blackstripe livebearer) is the source of this 4661-nucleotide messenger RNA. Its product is annotated as cell division cycle-associated protein 4-like. The transcript has 2 exons. Gene Ontology annotation, molecular function: transcription regulator activity. The record is from RefSeq and is a predicted model, not a curated record. Gene Ontology annotation, cellular component: nucleus. Bases 147 to 902 code for a protein of 251 amino acids. NCBI's taxonomy places the organism in Eukaryota, Metazoa, Chordata, Actinopteri, Cyprinodontiformes, Poeciliidae.